AUGGAGGAAGGCUACCAAAACCGGACUGCUUUUAUAAAAGGUGCCAAAGACAUUGCGAAAGAAGUCAAGCGGCAAGCUAGUAAGAAGGUUGGCCGGUCAGUGGAUCGGGUGAGCGAUGAGUACAGCAAGCGCUCCUACAGUCGCUUCGAAGAAGACGAUGAUGAUGACUACCCAAUGCAGGGGAGCCAGGAUGGAGGCUACUACCGCGGCGAUAGCCAGGCGGCCAACGAUGAUGAGGGUGGCCACAGUGACUCCACAGAGGGCCAUGACGAGGAUGACGAGAUCUAUGAGGGUGAAUACCAAGGAAUCCCCAGGGCUGAUUCUGGGAAAGGAGACUUGGCUGGAGGUCCUGGAUCAAUAACAGCCGGAGCUCAACAGUUUAGAGAUAUUGGGGCAUCUGAGGCUGAGAGGCGGAAGGACCAGGAGGAGCUGGCUCAGCAGUAUGAGACCAUUUUGCAGGAAUGUGGGCACGGAAAGUUCCAGUGGAGUCUGUACUUCGUCUUAGGGCUGGCACUUAUGGCUGAUGGUGUGGAAAUCUUCGUGGUGGGGUUUGUCCUCCCCAGUGCAGAGAAGGAUAUGUGUCUCUCUGAACCCAGCAAAAGCAUGCUUGGUCUGAUUGUAUACUUCGGUAUGAUGGUUGGGGCUUUCCUCUGGGGGGCCAUGGCAGACCGGAUUGGCCGUCGGCAGUCUCUUAUCAUCUCUCUGUCCAUCAACAGUAUCUUCUCCUUUUUCUCAUCCUUCGUUCAGGGUUACAGCACUUUUCUGUUUUGCCGCCUUCUCUCAGGUGUCGGAAUCGGUGGCUCAAUUCCCAUCGUCUUCUCGUACUAUUCUGAAUUUCUGUCUCAAGAGAAGCGUGGCGAGCACCUCAGCUGGCUCUGCAUGUUCUGGAUGAUUGGAGGAAUUUAUGCAUCUGCCAUGGCCUGGGCUAUCAUUCCACACUACGGGUGGAGUUUCCAGAUGGGCUCAGCCUAUCAGUUUCACAGCUGGCGGGUGUUUGUGUUGGUGUGUGCAUUUCCUUCAGUUGCAGCCAUCGCUGCCCUCAACGCCAUGCCUGAGAGCCCACGCUUCUACCUAGAGAAUGGCAAGCAUGAUGAAGGCUGGAUGAUUCUGAAGCAAGUCCACGAUACAAACAUGAGAGCUAAAGGUUACCCAGAGAGGGUGUUCACCGUCACCACAAUAAAGACUGUAAAGCAGAUUGAGGAGUUGGUGGAAAUUGGCACCGACACUCCCAUCUGGCAGCGCUACAGAAUGAAAAUUAUGGGUCUUUCACAACAGAUACGAAAAAACAUUCUCGCCUGCUUCAACCAAGAGUACAGAAGGACCACCUUUAUGCUAAUGGCUGUUUGGUUCAGCAUGUCGUUCAGCUACUACGGGCUAACGGUGUGGUUCCCUGACAUGAUCAAGUACAUCCAGAAGCAGGAAUAUGACUCACGGACAAAGACCUUCACUAAUGAGCGAGUAGAACAUGUAACCUUUAACUUCACCUUAGAAAACCAAGUCCAUCGCGAAGGACACUAUUUCAAUGACAAGUUCCUCAACCUGAAGAUGAAGUCCAUGGUGUUUGAAAACUCAGUGUUUGAGGAGUGCUUCUUUGAGGACAUCACCUCCACACACACAUUCUUCAGGAACUGCACCUUCAUUGCCAGUUUGUUUUACAACACAGAUUUGUUCAAGUACAGGUUUGUCAACUGUAAGCUGAUUAACAGCACCUUCCUUCACAACAAGGAGGGCUGCAUUCUGGACUUCAGUGAUGACUUCAACAACGCCUACAUGAUUUAUUUUGUCAACUUCCUCGGCACAUUAGCUGUGCUCCCCGGGAACAUCGUCUCUGCUCUUUUGAUGGACAAAAUUGGCCGUUUGAGAAUGCUGGCGGGAUCUAGCAUCAUAUCCUGUGUCAGCUGCUUCUUCCUGAUGUUUGGCAACAGUGAAUCGGGAAUGAUCGCCCUCUUGUGUCUGUUUGGUGGUAUCAGCAUUGCUUCGUGGAAUGCUCUGGAUGUGAUAACAGUGGAGCUGUAUCCCUCUGAUAAAAGGACCACAGCGUUUGGCUUCUUGAACGCCCUCUGCAAACUGGCAGCUGUUCUGGGAAUUAGCAUCUUCCAGUCGUUUGUGGGCAUCACCAAAGCGGUCCCCAUCAUAUUCGCUGCCGGCGCACUCGCUGCCGGUAGUUUCCUCGCCACAAAGCUGCCUGAGACCAGAGGCCAAGUAUUGCAGUAAGACAGACGACCAGCACUGGGCAGCAGAGUUCAGUUGGAGUGAGUGAGGGAGUGACAGGCCUGAACAUCUCUGAGAGCUUCAGCGCUGCCCGUCCUUUUCACAGCAACAGUAGAGACUGCCUUUCCCCCUAUAGUAAGCCCCGAAUCCUUUGAAAUGUGGAUUGCAUCACUCAGUGUCAGAUAUUGCAGAAAAGCUAAUAAUUUUUGAAAAUCUGUACCAUUGCAGCAUAGUUACAGCUGCUCUGUCAGGUAUGAUACAAUUGUAGUCCUACAGUAGUGGUUAUGUGGUCCAAAUGGAAACAUUCAAUUUAUAUCAAAAUGUAUUAAUGGUGGAAUAGUAGAAGAAAUUGAUUUCAUUUCUGGGGGAAAGAUUGUAAAAAGGUAAGAUUGCAGUCUUCUUCUUUACUCAUGUGUCUUAAUCUCCGUAGGCUAACAGAGCUGUUAAUUAUUUUAUUGACUUGUUCAGUUCAUCACUGCCAGACCACCUUACCAGAGAGCUGAUGUUACCAACCAAAACUUACAAAACAAUCCCUGUAAAGCUGAUUUACUCAGACAGGUGAAGAUGCAUUUCACAGGAUUCUUUGUUGCACAUGGGAGUAGUUGGAUCCAGUUCUUCAGUGUUAAACCAAUGUUUACCCUCUCUGUUGUGUGACAGUUUGUGGAUGUUUAAUGGGUGAGACAGGGGAACGUCUUUGGGAUGAAUUUGGGUCAAAUAUCAGCGUGUGAGAGGAAACCAUAUUGUGCUUUUUUGUCUCUAUUAGUUAUUUGCUUGCAUAAUAGGGGGUGAAUUGGAAACCCAUGAAGUGAAAUCUUUUUUUUCAGAUGAAAAUGUUUUGGGGUUACCUUCACAAAAGUAUAUCUAAGAAAACAAUCGUAUUGAUUUUCUUAUUUUUAUGUCAGUUUUUGUAUUUGGAUCCUUUUUUUAUAUUUAGCAACAGAAUGUUUACAUAUUUCAAAACAUUUUUUCUUUAUGUCGAAAAAUAAACACAAGUCAUGCAGUUGGUCAGGUUUUUCUGCCCUCUAGUGUCCAGAUAGAAGACUACAUAGAUUGUAAACAGACAUAGAUGUUACCUUAAAGUUGUACUGUUUUGAUACUAUUCAAUCCCUUGAACUAUCAUGAUUGGGAACAUCCCAAUCAUGAUAGGGAAUGGGAUGUUCCAGUUCAGAAUGAAAAGUUUUCACUACCACCGCUAUAUAUGUUUGUUCUGCUGCACAGCCUAAAGGAUAUUGCAAAUGUGUUUGAUCUGGUUAGGUUAAAUAAAAUUAAUUAGUUUUUUGUUAAGACAACAAGUGGUUAGGGAGAUUGCUAUAUUGUGCUGAAAUGUCAUUUGAAACAACCAUAGCUUUACUACAUUCUUAAAUAUAUAUGAUAAUUAUGAUUUCUGUAGCUAUGAGUGUGGAAUCAGACCUGUAACAUAUGACUCCACGCAUACAGCUACAGUCUUUAAAACAUACUUUUUGACCCUACUUCUGACAAAUAUGCAAAGAAGUUUGCUGAAGUGCUAGGCUAAUGUGCUGUGCCUAGUGCUGUAACUCAUGGACAAUUUGGUUCAUAAUAACGUCAUGGGUGCACGCUUGACUGGAAUCACAUUUAAUUGUUGUUUUUAGUGGAGUGUGUGCAUUAGAAAAAUGUAGAAAAGUCUAAUUGCUGCUUCAUAAACGUAUCACUUUGCUUUGAACUUAGUAAGUAGUGUUUCCUCUGCUUUAUUUGCAUCCCUCUACUUCAU
This is a messenger RNA of Cyprinodon variegatus (sheepshead minnow), 3940 nucleotides long. RefSeq names its product synaptic vesicle glycoprotein 2A-like. Gene Ontology annotation, cellular component: membrane. Gene Ontology annotation, biological process: transmembrane transport; chemical synaptic transmission. The record is from RefSeq and is a predicted model, not a curated record. Gene Ontology annotation, molecular function: transmembrane transporter activity. Bases 1 to 2214 code for a protein of 737 amino acids. The transcript has 12 exons. Lineage: Eukaryota; Metazoa; Chordata; Actinopteri; Cyprinodontiformes; Cyprinodontidae.